Molecule: messenger RNA, 4904 nt
Organism: Peromyscus californicus insignis
Lineage: Eukaryota; Metazoa; Chordata; Mammalia; Rodentia; Cricetidae
Product: protocadherin beta-14-like
Biological process (GO): homophilic cell-cell adhesion
Cellular component (GO): plasma membrane
Molecular function (GO): calcium ion binding
Source: RefSeq, a predicted model, not a curated record
UAUUCUCUCACAACAAUGUGCCUUUGCCAAUGAGUGAAGUUUUUAUUUUAAUUACAAUUACAUGAAAUUUAAAACAGUAGUGCUUACUGACACUAUCUUCUUUCCUUCAAUACAGAAAAUAUCUUUCUGAACACUCUACGUUCUAUUGUUAAGCAUAAAAUUCAGGAGGGCACAUUUUAUUUUGUUUUGUCUAACAGUUUGAGAAUUCAAAGUUAUUUUGUCAAAUCCAAGUUAUAUUUUCUAAAUUUCACCUUUCUCAAGUAUCCAUAUUUUCUCCUCUAACAUUCUAUAAACAUCAUUUAUUAACUACAAAGCCAUUUAUAUUCUUAGCCUUGUUUUGUAGGUUAUAGUUUAUGAAAAACGUUCUUUUCAAAUUUCUGUCAAAGGAAGGCAAAUUAUAGUAAGGUGGUUGGUGAAUAUUUUACUUUUAACAUUAAUCAUAAUAAACUAUAAUGGGCAAAUGAAGCAUUUACUCUUUAGGAUUCUGGAAUGCUUGCUCUGUCCUUCAAAUAGUAUCCUUUUUCUUGGGAGAGGGAUUUGCUUCUUUCACUCCGACCACACAGCUCUGGUUGGAACUUGAGUGUUUUUCAAUUACUCAGCUUCCACAGGCCAAAGGUCCUCUACCCAAGGCAGACAGAUCAAAAUCCUUCCCCAUAAAGGAUCAUUUUUACUUUGUUGACUUCAAUAUCCUCUUCGUGUUUGUAGAAGAGGCAGUUGAACUCUGAGCCAGAAUUGACUACUUACAAAACAAGUGAUCAUUGCCAUUUGAUUUUAUUGGUCAUUACAUAUAGAACAUUUAUGAAGGAAAGCUCCUAAGACUGUACACCACACAGAGAGAAACAAUCAAACAAAACACACAUUUUAGUUUCCCUUCUUGAGUUAUAGACACAUUGCCAUUUGGAAAUUAGAAACUGGAUAUUUUAAAUGAUGUUUUUAUUCUAAAUCAGAAAAAUUAAUAACUUUUAUAAUAGAAUGAAAACUCCUCCAAGAGCAAGCUAUUUUGUGUUUCCUCCAUGGUGCUAUGGUCAGAAACUAAAUGAAUACCUGUACAGACAAACAAUUGUUAAAUGAAUGACAAUCCAGAGCUUUCUGUACUGAGUUUGUACCUUUUUUGAGGAAGAUACAUAUUUCUGUCACACAGAUUAGCUGUCUCAAGGAUGCCAAAUGAGGCUUAGGGGCAAAGGAGCGAGAAAGGAGAGAAUAGAACACUUUGACCUAAACCCUGAGCAUUUUAGUCCUUACAGAGCACUUAGAAACAAAAAUUAUCUGAAGUUGUAAAGCCGAACGCUUGGUGGCGCUGCAGGCUAAGAAAACGAAAACCUGCAGAAUUCACGCCUGUAAAAGCGGAGCCAUUUCUUGCAGCUGAGAAAGGAAGCUUUUUAAAUUUCUGCCGAUAGACCCUUUCAGAGAGGCAGAUACACCGUGUCUAGCAAUGCUAAAAAGAAAAGAAGCUCAAAAUUAUUGAGCCAAGAUCCCUCAGCUGCUCACAAAGCAGUUCUUGUGUGAUUAACUGCUGUGUCUUUUGGACCUGAGGGACGAUGGAAACACCACUCCACAGGGCACUACAGAAAAGGCAAGUGACCGCCAUUGUCUUUCUGUUACUAUUGUGGGAGGCAGGCAGUGCGACCAUUAAGUAUUCGGUUCUAGAGGAAACAGACAGGGGCUCUUUGGUGGGCAACCUUGCAAAAGAUCUGGGAUUGGUCUUAAGGGAUCUGGUCAUCAGGGGCGCCCAGAUUCUUAACAAAGGUAACAAACAGCUCUUGCAGCUGGAACAGAAGAGUGGAAAUUUGGUCCUGAAAGAAAAAUUGGAUCGGGAGGAGUUGUGCGGGAGCACGGACCCGUGCACCCUCCAUUUCCAGGUGUUACUAAAAAGCCCAGUGCAAUUUAUUCAGGGGGAAAUACAGCUCCAAGAUGUAAAUGACCAUGCCCCAGAAUUCAUGGAAGAUGAAAUUCUCCUUAAAAUCCCUGAAAGCAGCCAUCCAGGGGCCAAGUUUCCAUUGACAAUAGCUCAAGAUUUGGACGUCGGUAGCAACACAGUUCAGAACUAUACAAUCAGCAUGAACUCCGAUUUCCACCUUCUCACCCGCAAUCACAGCGAUGGCAGGAAAUACCCAGAGCUGGUGCUGGACAGAGUGCUGGACCGGGAGGAGCAGGCAGAGGUGAGAUUAACCCUCACAGCUCUGGACGGUGGGUCACCUCCCAAGACUGGGACUACCCAGGUUCUCAUCGUGGUGCUGGACAUUAAUGACAAUGCCCCUGAAUUUGCCCAGGGGCUCUAUGAGGUGCAGGUUCAAGAGAACAGCCCCGUGGGGUCACUUGUCAUCACUGUCUCAGCAAGAGAUUUAGAUGCUGGGACACACGGGGAGCUCUCCUACUCACUUUUUCAAUCCUCAAAUGAAGUCCUUCGGGCUUUUGAAAUAAAUACAGAUACCGGAGAAAUUAGAAUAAGAAGACUAUUGGACUUUGAAGAAAUUCAAUCUUACCGCAUGGAAAUCCAGGCCUCUGAUAGCGGAGGUCUUUCAGGAAAAUGCACAGUAGUAAUAGACGUGACAGAUGUAAAUGACAACGCCCCUGAACUCACCAUGUCAUUACUUAUCAGUGAUAUUCCAGAAAACUCUCCUGAAACUGUAGUCGCGAUCUUUGGAAUUUCAGAUCCAGACUCUGGAGACAAUGGGAAAAUGGUUUGUUCCAUACAAGACCAUCUUCCCUUUCUCUUGAAGCCUACUGAAGAAAAUUUCUACACUUUGGUAACAGAAGGCGCACUGGACAGAGAGAGCAGAGCUGGGUACAACAUCACCAUCACAGUCACCGACCUGGGCACACCCAGGCUCACAACCCAGCACACCAUAACAGUGCAGGUGUCCGAUGUCAAUGACAAUGCUCCAGCCUUCACACAAACCUCCUACACCCUGUUUGUCCAGGAGAACAACAGCCCUGCCCUGCACAUAGGCACCAUCAGUGCCACAGACUCAGACUCAGGCUCCAAUGCCCACAUCACCUACUCUCUGUUACCCACCCACGACCCGCAGCUGGCCCUAGACUCGCUCAUCUCCAUCAACGCCGACAAUGGGCAGCUGUUCGCGCUCAGGGCGCUGGACUAUGAGGCCCUGCAGACCUUCGAGUUCCACGUGGGCUCCACAGACCAAGGCUCUCCUGAGCUCAGCAGCCAGGCGCUGGUGCGUGUGCUGGUGCUGGACGCCAACGACAAUGCACCCUUCGUGCUCUACCCGCUGCAGAACGUCUCUGCACCCUGCACAGAGCUGCUGCCCAGGGCGGCAGAGCCAGGAUACCUGGUCACCAAGGUGGUGGCAGUGGACCGAGACUCUGGACAGAAUGCCUGGCUGUCCUUCCAGCUGCUCAAGUCCACGGAGCCUGGGCUGUUCAGCGUGUGGGCUCACAAUGGCGAGGUGCGCACCUCCAGGCUGCUGAGUGAGCGAGAUGCUCCCAAGCACAGGCUGCUGCUGCUGGUCAAGGACAAUGGAGAUCCUCCAAGGUCUGCCAGUGUCACUCUGCAUGUGCUGCUGGUGGAUGGCUUCUCUCAGCCCUACCUGCCUCUGCCAGAGGUGGCGGCGACCCCCGCGAAAGACAAUGAAGAUUUGCUCACACUGUACCUGGUCAUUGCCUUGGCUUCUGUGUCUUCCAUCUUCCUCUUGUCUGUGCUGCUGUUUGUGGGGGUGAGGCUGUGCAGGAGGGCCAGGGCGGCCUCUCUGGGUGGCUGCUCUGUGCCUGAGGGACACUUUCCUGGUCACCUGGUGGACGUCAGUGGCACAGGGACCCUGUCCCAGAGCUACCAGUAUGAGGUGUGUCUGACAGGAGGUAUUGGGACAAAUGAGUUCAAAUUUCUUAAACCAGUACUUCCCAACUUCUUGAAUGAAGAGGUUUAUAGGAACAGCGAGGAAAAUUCCAAUUUUAGAGAUCAUUUGGGGUUUAACUAGAAAUCGUACUUUGACCUUGUGUAAUUAAUUACUAAGUCUUCAUCGAUGCAUAUAUAAUUUUCCAAGUUUUCGCUCAUUGUAAAGAGCGAAUUAGCACGUUACUAAUAGUCACAUUUAUAGCUGUUUCUAAUUGUCGAGUACUGCUUGCAUUUUUGGUUAGUCAUCUUACUACACUCAAGGGCACAAAGUAGCUACAAAAAUGUUCUUUCUGGGUGGUAUUAUUUUCAUCACAAUUUUUAAAAUGUCACAGAUGUUUUCAGGUCCCUGGUAGUUGAGACUGUGUAUUUAUUUCUUAUAAUCAAAGGAGUCAUGUUUCAAAGUUAUGGUUAUCAUUAGGGUGAAUUUAACGCUAUUGUAAAUGAUGGCUUUCAGCUUCAAAAAUAAUUUUCAAUUAUGUGAACAUUUUUGUUAUUUUCUAAAUCCUAUGAGUCUGUUGCCUGGUCUCAAGAGCCCUGUUUUCUUUCUGCAAAUGAACCAUUGGUUAAUCAGGCUUAUGUUUCUAAACUGAGUAUUUUCUUUCAAAAUAGAUAAAAUUUAAUUGAACUAUCUUUUGGUAUUCUGAAAAACUCGGUCCAUUAUAUUAAAAAGUGAUAGACUUAUUGGUAUACUUGUGACCAAUUUUCCAUGAAUGGUUGGUGUAUAGAUAUUUAUUCUCAUCCUUUUAACAUGAUAUAUACUCUACAUAAUUAAUGCAUACACAGUAAGUACAAAGAAGAUGCAUUAGUAUGCUUUCACCAGAAAACUUGCAUUAAGUCAACAUUAUUCUAAAAUAUAUCUACUGGAGCUUGAGGUGUGGGUCAAUGGAAGAACAUGUGCUUAGCGUGCUGGUGCCCUAGAUCCAAUGCCCAGCAUCAAGAAGAAAAAAGUAAUUAAAUUCUUCAUGUGAAUGUAAAUGAGACCUAAACUAACAAAUGAGAACAGUUCUCUAAAAGUGAAUUACAAUAAACUUAUAACAUCUGAUUAAAACUA